Hyalella azteca is the source of this 2829-nucleotide messenger RNA. RefSeq lists its product as uncharacterized. The annotation marks the transcript as partial. The record is from RefSeq and is a predicted model, not a curated record. Lineage: Eukaryota; Metazoa; Arthropoda; Malacostraca; Amphipoda; Hyalellidae. The transcript has 5 exons.
AUGGGAGAACUGAAUGUGCGACACAAAGACUUGAAUAAAGUUAGAGUUAAGAUUCAUCGGUUAAAGAAGACAUCGCCCCUGUUAGUUGGCGCACUCGACCGCGUUUUGGGAAAGACGCCAAUAAAAGAACUCAUCCCGGCAAAAAUCGAGGAACUACCAUUUGGAGCUGUGCCGCUAACUGAAUAUCAUCACAACCAGUUUAAGAACGAUGCUGGACAAGUGCACUGUGAGGAACUUGCAGAUGAAACAGAAGAGCAUCAAGCGACUGACGAGUCAAUGGAAACGGAAGUAAGUAACGAUAAUACCAGUGGCCUCAUAAAUUAUAAUCCAUCUCUAUCUUCCAAACUCGAUGACCAAGAAGCCAUUCACAAUGACUCUCGUUAUAAUGACGAACAAAAUUUGGAAGAAAAUAAAAAGUAUACCGAAAUUAAUGAAGAAGUCAACACUCAGAAUGAAGAAAACAGUAUCAAGCACAUCUCAGACACAACGAAAGAUAAAGACGCGGACAGGAGCGAAUUGAGGACCAGUCCCCGUCAGAAUUGCGGUAGUCGUACAAAUUUUAUCCCAUUUGCUUCAGGCUGCACAGAAGAAAACAUAGAAAAAAAUCUUGCCAAUGACAACCUCAACGAAUCCGAGAAACCGAGCCUCGUGACAACUGUCGUCAAACUCUUGGACUUGGCUUCCGACUUAACAGAAGAAAACAUAGAAAAAAAUCGUGCCAAUCAAAACCUCAACGAAUCCCAGACACCGAGCAUCACGACAACUGUCGUGAAACUCUUAGACUUGGCUUCCGACUUAGUUAAUAACGUAAAAGAUUUCAACAUUUUUGGAGCCGUAGAAAAUGUGGUAGCGCUUAAAGAUGUAGGCCUAGAUCUCUUUCCUGGUACUAACAGUAAUACUGAUGCCUAUUCAAAUGACGAUGUCAAUUUGCAAAACAGUAACCCCCCUGAGUCAAACGGGGAUGGCUUCACGGGAGUGUUUAAUAGUUCUAUGUUCGUCCCUAAAGAAGAUUGGAAAUGUGAGGAAGUAUCGAGUGAAGAUGAAUGCUUUAUUGACGCGUCGCAAAGCGACGUUGAAAAUUCUUUCGCUUCACAGAUGGAGCUCGAACAUAGCUAUGAGAUGGACGACAGAAAUGGUGCUCGGUCAAUGACCAAUGAAAAUUACAAUGAUGACAGAAGCACGCGAUCCGACAAAUGUAGCGGUGCACUUGGAGGUUAUGACGAUUACGAAGAGGACACCGUACAGAGAACGGAAAGCAACAAAAAUGAAGGUGCAUUUCCGAAAUCUCAUAAACAAUCUGGUCCAAGUAACGUUUACAAACAAGAAGGAACUCCCAAAAAUAGCGAAUGUGAAAAGGAAUGCCUUGAUUUUCUGGAUCAGAAAUGUUACGAAAAUUAUCAAAGGCCAAUACGAAUCGACUACAUUCUGGAAGAGAACGAAAAAUUUGUCAAUGUUUUUGAAAGUGGUUCUGAGGAGCACUCGCGUCUACUGCGUUCGUUAAAAGAACAAGAACCGCAAUGUCAGAUUAAAUUUGAAACAUUUAGGAAAAAGCAAUUGCAGUUCUUACAAAACAUAGCCAGAUGUCCGAGCUACUCUUUCUUCAUGAAGUGCAAAAACUGUCCAUUGUCCAAGAAAUGCAUCAGUUUUGAAACUAUUCAAGAAACUGACAAACAGGUAGCCACUUUUGUUUUAUUUGAGAUACACGCCAGUACUAUACCGCAUCCUAUAAGCGAAAGGAAAGUAAAAGAGAUGAAGCGUAUAGUCAUCGCGAAGACUGCCUGCCGAGAAGGCACAUCAACUGCAUAUUUAGAGCAAUUUGAAAAUCGCAUCCCAACUAAAAUAUUAAAGUUGCCGAACGUUCAGAAAAUAAAAGAACGUUACAAACGAAAAUAUAUCAUGGAUCCAGACCAGAAAAGCGAUCUUCAAAAAACGAAAGACGAUCUGUCUAAUAGUGACGCGGACAGCAAGGUUUUGAAAGGUUUUGUACGACGUUUCGAAACUGAGGAUGACAAUAACACUAUCAUUCUACAAGAAACUGAAAGUGACACAGACUUUAGCGUCGCCUACGAUCUGGAUCUUCCCGGGAAAACUUUACGCGCGACUACCGAGAUGGUUGUCCGAGAAAAAGAAAAAGUUCUUAGAAGAGAAGAGGAGAAGAUCGCAAUUGAAAUUGAGGGACAUUCUACAGAAGAAGCAGAGGUGGAGAUCUCUACAAUUACAUGCGCAGAAGACCUUGCAAACAACCCUGAUAUCGUUUUUUAUGGCGAAACUUCUGAAAAAGCGUUGAAUUCCAGAGGUGAAGAACAAUCCUUCGAAGAAACAUCAAAUCCUGUGCUAAUAUCAAGCAAUACCGAAAGGGGUGUUUGCAAUAAAAAUUCUUCAACUCUGACGAAGAAGCAAAAUAAUAAGGCCAAGGGACCACUAUUACGACGCCUAAAAUUUGAAGUUAAAAAAUUAACUAAAACAUCAAAGAAAUCGUCAGUCUCAGACGAUAUGAACGCCCCUUCAAACACAGAGAAGGAAAUGAAGCCUGACCAACAAUUUGAAGAAGAGAAGCAGUCCACAGAAGAAGAAAAUUUAUCUCAUCACAUAGGCCCAUACGUUCCUGAUGAUCACGAUUUCAAAAGUCUGGAACCCAGGUCGUGGAUCAACGAUAACAUCGUUGAUGCGUUCAUUUGCUCACGAGUGUCGCUCUUUCAAGAAAAUGCGUCUUCAGAACAAGCCAGCAUGUUUCAUAUGGACACUAAAAUUGUAGAAAGCCUGAAGAAACAUGGCAUCACUGACCGAAUCUUAGCCUACGGCCUUAGAGAAAAACUUUUAGAAAAAGAC